CGACGAAAAAAAACACAUUGUCAAAUGUUCACAGCUACAACCUUGUCCUUUUUCAGUCGCGGCACGCUUUCUCUUGAUGUUGUUUAUCCUGGUUUUUUUUUUUAUUUUUCUGCAGCCCAACCUCUCUCUUUUUUUCAUUACACACGUCUGCAAUACUCGUGUGUUGACGACACUCUGCGGGAAUCACCUACAGCUCGUUGUUGUUGUUUCCCUCCCCGUUAUAUUACUGCUCUCGUGACCUCAAGUCUCCGCGCUCACGUGAUCAGAUUACUUGCUGUGGGAAACUGUGUAGCCCCAGUGAGUAUAGCAGACGUCAAAGAGUUCCCAUCCUCACACGAACGCCUGAAUCGGGGACCUCAAAAGAGGCGGCUGUAUAGUAUGUAAGUGAAAGAAGUGCGGCCAUGAAAUAUUUCCCAGCUCCUCUCGGACUUGUGUCGUUUGGAUUACUGGCUUUCUGUUGGAUCGGGACAGCUUACAGCGGAGGCGUGCGACCCGAGCUGAGAAAAGUUUCAAGUCGGUCGGCACGAGCAUUUACCUCGAACAUCAAUCAAGCCGCGCAGGUGAACGACACUCAGCCGGGGGAACUCGUCGCGGAUAAGCCCCCGUCUUCAGCCGCUGACAGGUUGACCAAGGGACACUUACCUUUGUGUACUGUAGGAAAUUCAGAAAAGUGUGCCAAAACUGCCUCAGGGGGUAGUGUGGAGGUAACUAGAAGAAAGACGACUCUCAAUGGACGCAAGUCCAAAACAAAGAAGAUACACAAGAGUAAAAAGAAAUCGAAAACUGAUUCUCUUAUAGAUAGGUUUUUCUCCUUUUGGCGAAGCUCCAAAGAAGAAACAGACAGUGACGAGGGUGAAAAGAAAAAUGUGCCAAAUAAAACUACAUUGACGCCUUUGUCUUUGAUAAGUACUAUAGACUCGACUGAUAAGGCAAGGAAGCAUAAAACUGCCAAAUCUCGAAGAAAACCUGAGAAAGACAGAUCAACAAAGGAAACUUUGCAAAGAUCUACAGAGUCUAGCCAUCAUGUGACUAAACCCUCUGAAGAUCACCAUGACAGCACAAGCUCUCUAUCCUCUGCAGAAGAGUCCGCAGCAAAGCCGAUUAAACAUCGGACAAAGUCGGCAGCAAGAAAAAGGCACGAUGAUAAAUCCAAACGACAGAAAUCUGGCAAACGUAAUCACCAUGGAAACCAUCGAAAAGAAAAGAACAGAAAAUCCAAAAGUGGGUCCUCGAAACACAAAAAUGACAAGUCGUCCAAUAAUCCGGAGGAUGACAAGAAGAAAGAUAAGGUGGAAGUUGCGAAACUUGCCUCGUCAAAGAGAAAAAAGGCCAGUAGACCUGAAUCCAGGCGCAAAAGUAGUAAACAGAAGCUGACUGACAUUAUCGGUCAGCAGAAUGACAUGACCCUCUCGUCCAAAACGAAAAAAGUUCACGAAAACCAACCAGAGGAUAAUAGAGAGAAAAAAAAGGGCACCAGAAAGCACGGACCUAAAAGAAGAAACCGGAAAAAGUCACGCAAUCCUAACUAUGGGCAUUCGACACCCGAAAGACGCACAGCCUUACUUGCUGGAGGAAGAGGAGAGAAGAAUCGAAAAGCCGUCAAGAGCAGAGUGAGGUCACGUGGUGAGAGAAAUCACGGCGGGGAUGACAGACGGGUGGUGGAAAACUCCAGCAGACGACAGCGUGGGAGAAAUAAAUCUCAGUACGAUUACGAAGACGGUGAUUACUACGAGGAUUACGAUUACAACGAGGAUUACGACUACGACUACGACUACGACAUUCACUCUGUCGCGCCAGUUGGCCGGAGAAGAUACCCUCCACCCCCGGCAGGAUAUCCUCCCAGACGUGGGGUAGCCAGGGGUAGGGGUCGUAACCAGACUUGGCGAGGGCCACGCGUGUACGACAGGUACUAUGACGGCUACUAUGACGGCUAUUUCGACAGGUAUAUACCCAGGCGCCGGCGUCCGAUCGGUCGGUACGUACCCAGGCGGCCAUACGUACCAAAUCGCCGGCGGCGACCUUUCUCUGGUCAUCGGAGAGGAGAAAAUGGUAAAGAGGAAUCUGACUCGGAGGAAAAGGGAAACAGACGAUCUCGCCCUCGGAAAGAAAGGAAAAGACCUAAACCAGAUGUCUCUGGUGAAGAUAUCCCAGAAGAAUCCGUAAGCGAACCGUUUGAGAGCAGUCCAAAGCCUAUUACGCCGUUUGCUUUUACCACGAACCCUAAAAGACCGGAUACGGAUGUCUCCGGAAACGCCAAAGACAAAAAAGACAGACGAAAAGACAGUAAAAAACGAAAAGGAAAUCGAUUUAAAAAAGACCAUCGUAAGAAAACAUCAACGAUAGCACCCACUUCGGCAAAGCCUGUCACCAUAGCAAUUUCUAAAACGUUAGAUAAAAAGAUUCCUGUUAAAGUUGAGAUUUCGAAAUCCAUCGAUGCGACUCCGAAAAUUAAGUUGGAAACGGGAUCAAGGAGGGUGCACACAAAGACCAAAGAGAGUACCCCGAAACCAACUGAAGAAAAGGUUAGUCCUUCAGAAAACAGAAAAGAAAAGACGAAGAAGAAGGCGAAACAGGUUCAAGAAAAGCCUAAAAAGCCGACAGAAAAGAAAGAUAAAAAUACGUAUUUCCUUACCACGACAAUGCCAACCAAGCUUGAGUCUGAACACAGAAAAAAGGAGUCGAGGCCUAAGUCUGGCGGUGGUGGUUCUGCAGAGAAGACUCCACAAAGACAGGAUUCGCGUAGGAGAUGGCCCAGUAGAAACAGAGCAGAAGAAUGGAGGCGACAGAGAGAGCGAGAUAGGAACAGAGCGUACCAAGCUCGUCUCCUGAGGUCGAACGUCGCACGGCUAUCCGACAGGAUCAUGGUCUCUUUGGAAACCGUCCUCAAAGCGCUAAGGAGUAAAGUCAACGUGGCGUAUAACAGGUACGACGGCCUGUUUAACACGACUCGCUAUGACAUCAUGAUGGGAGUGAGAGAUGGACUUCAUGUCGUGGUCAACACCAACGACGAUGUGUAUGGUAUAAUAUUGGACAUGUCUCGGUUGGUGCGUCAUGUAUAUCAGAGAGCGCAUGAGCAACAUCUCAUCAAUCCAUCCACCAGGAGAAGGAAAGUAGAACAGCCUGUCCAGCGCAGGGACUUCCGAUCUGCACGACGCAAAGCGGAACAGGAACACAACUCUGCUAUGUAUAUGCUCAACAAAGCCAAGAGGCAGAAAAGGCGUUGUAGUGAGCUGAAAUCGCACAAGAUGGGCCUGAAAACGAGGCUGAUGAAAAUGCAGGCAGAAUACAAACUUCGAGAGUUGACCUACUAUAGCAACAGGACAAUAAGAAGAGUGGAGAAUGUUAUCCAGUACAACACAGCGCAGCGAAAAAUUACCUAUUUGAGUGACACCCAGACCAUGGCCAAAACGCUUAUGAUGGAAGCCAAGGAUUAUAAUCAAAUGGCCUUCGAUUACAUCACGGAGUGUACACUGGAGGGAUGGCGCUGUACUGAUGCCCUCCGGGAUGCCAAAAUCAGGUGGAAGCGAACUAAGGAGCUGUAUCAGCAGACACCUCGGGAGAGCCAACCCACCCUGUCCCCUGCGGACAGAAGCAUGCUGAGAUGGGUGUUGGACCGGGCCAACCAGCAUGUCCGGGAGCAGGAGUACCUUAGACAGGUGAUUGAAAGAGAAGUUUACCCCCUGCUGAGACAGCUGAAGGCAGUGAUAGAAUACCGGAAACGAGGCCAGAAUGGCGAUCAUACUGGGGGCCACACAGGGGGUGGUACCUCGGGCACAAGACCACGUGACAGAACCACUCAGCAAUUAGAGAGAUACUUAAAGGAUGUUACUCAGAAAAUCGAAGCAGCUCUGGAGAAAUUAAGACUGAGGGUGGGCGUGGUCCCCCCAUCCGAGACACGUGACUGUAGAUCGGAAGUGGGGUCGGGCGAUGAUUUGGAGGACUGUGAAACUGAUGAAGUGGAGGAGAGUGGGAGCGGCAGUCUGGGGGGAACCGACAUAGAUGGAGGGCUGCUCUCCAGCGGAGAUGGGGCCGAGAAUGGCGAAGAUGACUUCGUGUUCGUGGACACCAGGACAGACUCCGUUCGUGAAAGAAAGACAUCCUUUGGUAAUCGGCUAAAAGCAGUCACAGGAAAGCUCCGAGAUCGCAGUGAGAAGUUAUACAGAGAGGCUUCCAGUAUCGCCAGUCGUCUGGCAGUGCUUCGUGUAUCGUCUGGCAGACUAGGUGGAGCUGUAGGGAGAGUGGGAAGUGCCUACCAGGAUGGGGUGACCAUGCUAACUGCGUGGGGUGAAGACCGGACAGAGUAUGAGGCUAUCCACGACCGAGUGACCAUUAUAGUAAAGAACAUUAGAGCUUUUAACAAGACCAUCAAGGCCAAAGUCCGGAAAGUAUAUAACACAGUGGAACGAGUGCUGGGUAAAGUGACUGGAUCGGGAGGUCAAGGGGGCUUCGCUCAAGUUGUACAAUCGGUUGGUAAGGCUACGAGCAACAUGAAGAAGAUCCAGGAAUUGAAAUUGGUGCAACCCGAUCCUUGUGCACGAACCACACAGCUACGGAAUACCAUUGGCACCAACUUGACACAGCUCCGGGAAAAUAUACAGAGGUUUAAAACCAUCACAUCCGCUAUCAAUCUUCCAGUGUCUCUGAGCGGCGGUAACUACCUGGAAGUCCCACUCAAGCACGAGACCACCAAAUCCCACGUGUCUUCUUUUGAGUUCUGUGUCAAGCGAGCUUCAUCAGAAGGAGUGUUGGCAAUGUUGAAAGGGGACAAUGCUCACUCUCUGACCAUAUCGCUCAAAGAGGGUUUACUCUCCAUGUCAGUGGCUGGGCCUGACGACAAGGAGAUAGACUCAGUCACCAAUCCUGCCGAUCUGAAAACAGACCAAUGGUACAAGGUUUUUGUCAACAGGUACGGUCAGCGGUACAAACUGUCGGUGGUGUCACUUAAAGCAGACAAGGCCAACGGUAGCCAAUCGGCAAUUGUGUUAGAUCAGGCCAACCCUGUCCAAGUAUUACCAUCAUCUGUGUUCAUUGGAGGGCAACCAGGGAAAAAACAGGGCAAAAACUUUUUUACCGGCUGUGUGAGCGACGUCCAUUUUGGUGGGAGAGAGGUUAAUAUAUACAGACCAGAUGUGACCGGUUUACAUCCACCUUUGUGCUCUACCGGAUGUGUUUCCGAAUCCUCCCUGGUAUUUGAUGGUUCCGGAUAUGUAUCUUUCCCAUCCUCCAUUUACCCGAGAAGAGGAAUCAGCUCUAUGAAUGUGUUGUUCCGAACUUUACAGAGGAACACACUGUUGUUUCUUCUUGGAUAUCUACAAAAGGAUGUGUUUCUAAUAGCCUCGAUCGAAAAAGGGAUUGUGGUGGUUUCCAUGACAACGACCGGGAGAACCACAUCACAACGGACGAUAGAAACGUCUUAUUCCGACGGGAAAUUUUAUAAUUUAAUGAUUUCAUUGGCUGGGAACAGAUUGAUAGCAGCUAUUGACGGCAAGCCGGAAACAUUUACGCCAGAAAAUAGUGCUGAUUUUUUGACGAAAUAUCGACUUAACAAUUUACUGGUCGGUGGAGUGUCCACAGAGGCACAAACAUAUUUAAAAAGAAAUAUGAGUUCUUUAUCUGGUUGCGUGAAGAAACUAGAGAUCAACCAACAGGAGUUAUUUAUAUCUGACUCAGAUGUUGCGCGAGGAGUCAGCACUGGCAGUUGCUCACAAUCGAUGGUAUCUAACUGCGUCAGCUUCACCCCAAAGAGUAAGGUGAUUACCUUACCCGAGUAUGAAAUGGGUCGCUCCGUCAGCUUUAUGUUCAAGGCGGACAAGGUCAAAGGUUACCUAUUCCAUUAUAAACGGGGGCUGGCAACGGCGGAUCGGAUUCCGUCCGGCGGAAAAUCCGCAGUGAGAAUUAACCUAUAUAUGCGUUUCACGCCAAAGGGCGUGGAACUAACAGAAAAAGUGGAAGACGUCGUCAAGCUGAUUCCCGUCAAGCCAGACGACGGUUGGCACCACGUCGUGCUCAGAACCGACGAAGGAGAAGAAAAGGUUUACCUCAGGGUAGAUGAUAACGACGAACAGUCCUUCGAUUAUUCUGGAGGGUUUUGGGGAAGAAAGAAAGCAGAUGGACCAAUAACUAUAGCGAUACGUGGAACACCGGAAGACGAAACUGGGGACGCGUAUCUUUAUGAAGGAAGCAUUGCUCAUUUAUUGGUAGAUAACAGCCCGGUGGACUUGGGGCAGUACGCAUUACCCAACAAUCUGGAUGGCUGUAGGCUUCAACCGUCCUCAGCCAAAGCCAUGCUGACAGGUGCUUCUGUUGGAAACGUUUGCUAGUCUUGUGACAAAACUUUGAAAACGUCGGUUUGGCUGCCAUCGAUGUGGUGAUAGGCGGACAUGGAGACAAUCUACAGCUGAAAGGAUUCCGAUAUCAAAAUAACAUUCCCAGUGAUUUAGUCGCACUGAGCUCCAGAGUUGUGUAUCUUAACAGACUAGACUAUAUAGCAUUGAACCUUCCGCAAAAAGUCAGACUCCAAAGGCCCGUCUUACGAAGCAGCUGCAUUAUGCGCCAUGGUAACAUACAGUUACCAUGGUAAAUUAGCUUGACGUAGCAUGGCGACAGCUUUAUAAGACGGUGCCCCAGAAGCAUCUUUUUCGUUAUUAGCCCAUGGAAAUCUCAUGGAAGACUUUCUUCUUGGUAUAAAUUUUAGUCAUUUUAAUUACCGGGAAUAAAACAUUUAUAGUUUAUCAAUGUUUGAAAAUUUUAACUCUUUAUUUGCAUUUUUACCUAUUCGAGUGCUAAACUUGACAAUUUUAGACAAGAAACUUGCUGGAAGGAUGUUUCUUGACCAUCCAUUUAAAAAGAAAUAUAAAUUCGGCUCUUGUUGCACAUACUGAACUUUGGCCUCCUUGUGUCUGGAUUGUGUAAAAAUAUGUUAUAGCUAUUAUCAAUAUUACAUGAAACUGGUUGUGUUCAUGCUUUACUUUUCUGUUACUUGCAUAAGAAAACUUAAUUUACCAAAGCCCUAAUUUCUACUUGACUCUUCGUUUGAACUUGUGCAUGGGGUUUACCGCCCCUGAGAAGUAACUUAUGUAUACGUAUAACUCUGACAUCGGUUAGCCAUGUUCUCAGAUUAGCUUCAGCAUUAACCUUAUUUCUGAAAGCUAAGCUGGAAAGAAUGAAACAGAUAUCAGAUCUAGUAUACGUAACGCUUUGUGAAACAACGGGACAAUAGUUCGUAUAGUUACAUGACAUAAUUUAUGGAUUCUUCUAAAUAUUUGGAUAGAUGAUCUACUAUUUUUUCUUGAGCAUCUUUGUAGAAAAGGCUGAAUAUUUUUAUGUGGUUAAUUUUGCUUCACAUACCAAGACACCUUUGUUGCUUUAUUUGUAUACAAGGUUAAUACACAGUGGCCUGUUUCACAAAAUCAUUUUGGGUUAAAGGUCAAAACUUACAUCUUCUUAUAUAUUUUUUUUUGCAUCUUCUUAAAUAUUUGAUGCUGGAUGCUCAAACUUCGCUGAAAUUGUGCUACCACAUCAUAGAAUCAACGGUCAAAAUUUCAUCGAUUUGAUGCACAUAUUUAAGAGUUUAAUUUGGUUUACACUUUUAGACUAAAGCCCGAAAUCGCUUUGUGAAACAGGCCACAGAGCUGUGCCUGUCCUCUUGGGUCAAUAAGCCAUACCCGAUGAUGUUUUGACAUAGUUGUCGUUGUGGUUUGAUGUUGUGAUUGUGGUUGCAACGUGUAAUGGUUGCAACGUGUAAUUGUUGAUUUGUUGUCCAUUGCACCAUUAUCGUUGUUGGUAUUACACCGUGUAAUAUGGGAGUGAAAAUAUUUCCUGUCAAAACGUUGUUCUGCCUUUAUGUACGGCAUCAUCCACUUUAUAGUGCUUUUUAUAUGAUUUAUUGAUGGUUUACUAAUCAUUUUAAAGAUGGUACGGUUAAAUGUAUUUUCCGGUAAAUUUUGCGCUGUAUUCUUUGAUUGUAUGUCUUUUUUAAAGAUUUUUACAAACACUCAUGCGUAGCACAUUAAAUAUACACUUGAUAUAUUCAUUUUUUGUUAAAACAUUUGGAAAAUAUUUAGAUUCGACUUCACUGAUAGAAAGUCCUCAUUGUUCCCUAGAUUUUGUUACCUCUUACAUGACAACAGAAAUUCUACGUUAAGACUGUCUGUAUCACGGUUUUUUCAUGUUUUUAAAUCGUGUGACAAGACUACAUGGUUAUAAGCAAUAAGCUUCAGACCAUUCACAUCUGGGUUCCGUGUACAGAACUCGGGAUCAGAUAUCGUUCUUGGGUGCACACUUGAUUACGGGCCUAAAAGGAGACGAAAAACAAGGAAAUCAGCUCAUUCAUGGGUUCUGAUAAUUGUUGUGGAGCCUUUGUGAACAUAUGCAAGGCAACAGUUACUAAUCUUUGAUGUGACAAAAACUGCGUGCACUACGGUCAUCGCGUGAUUAUUAAAGCCAGGGCCACGGAUACUUGUGUUUUGUUAUUAUAUUUAUUAAUUUAUUCCAUUGUACUCAAAAAUAUUUCACCUAUAGGACGGCGAAGGACAUUUUGCAGGGUGGAACCCACAACUAUCCGCAGGUUGUUGCAGACCUUCCUACGUACGGCCGGAGAAGAAGCCAGUAUGACCUGGAUUUGAACUCACAGCGACCUCAUUGGUGAGAGGCUUCUGGAUCAUUGCGCCGCGCUGGCACGCUAACCACGGAGGCCACAUUGUU
Messenger RNA from Liolophura sinensis, 8703 nucleotides. RefSeq lists its product as uncharacterized. Bases 402 to 6320 code for a protein of 1972 amino acids. NCBI's taxonomy places the organism in Eukaryota, Metazoa, Mollusca, Polyplacophora, Chitonida, Chitonidae. The transcript is spliced from 26 exons. The record is from RefSeq and is a predicted model, not a curated record.